AUGGGGGAAUCCGAAGUGAAAGUGGACUUGGUUGCCGGUUCAGCGAAUGGCACAACACCUAGCAACCUUGAGUCUGGUGGGCAAGAGCAAGUAUGGUCCGGGCCUCACGAUCCGGAACGUCCAAAAAACUGGCCUCGCUCGAAGAAAUGGACAGCGACCUUGAUUCUUUCUGGGUUUGCAUUCCUCCAGCCUCUCUCGGAAACCAUGCUCUCGCCGGUUGAGAGGCAGAUUUCACACAGCCUACAUAUCGAAGAUGCCUACGAUUGGCUGCUAAUCAAUUCGUUGAUUCUCAUUGGAGUUGGUUUGUCAUCGCUCAUCCUAGCACCUCUCUCUGAAGUGUACGGUCGCAAGCCCAUCCUUCUCGCUGGUAGUACCAUCUUUAUCAUCUGGAACACUGGGUGUGGAGCAGCCAGAACUCUAGAUCAGAUGUUGGCCUUCCGUCUUCUCUCGGGUUUCGGGGUGUGUGUUGGGGAUGCCAUUGCUGGCGGAGUCCUUGGCGACUUAUGGAGAGCAGAAGAGCGAGGGAAAGCGUUUGCUCUCUUCAUGGCAGCUCCACUACUUGGCCCGGCUCUAGGUCCCAUAUGCGGAGCUUUUAUCUCAGAAGGGAUGGACUGGCGGUGGGUAUUCUGGAUCACUUCAAUCGCUUCUGGUGCGGUGAUUCUGGUCGCCUUCUUCUUCUUGAAAGAGAUGUACGAGCCUCGAUUAGAAUACACGCAGAGGAAAAUAUUGAGGGGUAAAGAUUCAAGCAGCGGGAAGACGGGUGAUGAGAACAAGCCCUUCCUGGGACUCAUGCGGACGAAUAUCCAACGGCCACUUCGAAUGCUAGGCACCCAACUCAUUGUCCAGCUCCUCGCAGCCUACAUGGCUCUGCUUUAUGGCACAAUGUUCUUAUUUCUGUUUCUCUAUCCCCGAAUGUGGUCACAGCAAUACGGGCAAGGCAUACGGAUUGGGAGCCUGAACUACCUCUCAGUCGCCAUUGGGCUUAUAUGUGGCGUGAUGGUCGCUGGUCACCUCAACGAUUACAUCUUCACGAGCCUGAAAUCCCGGAAUAACAACGUCGGCCGCCCUGAGUUCCGGGUCCCAGCCAUGAUUAUCGGAACUUUUCUCGUUCCAGUUGGUCUUGUAUGGUGGGGGUGGGCUGGACAGGCGAAGGUCCAUUGGAUCGUACCCAACAUCGGAAGUCUCAUAUUCACCAUGGGCGUUUACGUGUGCUCCGGGUCUGUGUCGGUCUACACUAUUGAUACAUACACUCAGUAUGCUGCGUCAGCUAUCUCGACAAACCUAGUGCUACGAAGUUUGACGGCGGCAUUCUUCCCUCUCUUUGCACCAUACAUGUUUAACAGCCUCGGGUUUGGAUGGGGUGCUACUGUUCUAGCAGGAGCGUUUCUGGUAUUCGGAUCCACGGCAGUAUUUAUUCUCUGGUUCUACGGCGCGAGGAUUCGGGCAAAGAGUCCUUAUUGCGCUGCGGGAGACGAGAAGGGAUAA
Messenger RNA from Lindgomyces ingoldianus, 1485 nucleotides. RefSeq names its product MFS multidrug transporter. Gene Ontology annotation, molecular function: transmembrane transporter activity. Lineage: Eukaryota; Fungi; Ascomycota; Dothideomycetes; Pleosporales; Lindgomycetaceae. Gene Ontology annotation, biological process: transmembrane transport. The record is from RefSeq and is a predicted model, not a curated record. The coding region runs from base 1 to 1485 and encodes 494 amino acids. Gene Ontology annotation, cellular component: membrane. The transcript has a single exon.